This is a messenger RNA of Trametes versicolor FP-101664 SS1, 1056 nucleotides long. RefSeq lists its product as uncharacterized. The record is from RefSeq and is a predicted model, not a curated record. The transcript is spliced from 2 exons. Lineage: Eukaryota; Fungi; Basidiomycota; Agaricomycetes; Polyporales; Polyporaceae. Bases 31 to 888 code for a protein of 285 amino acids.
CGCGAGUACCCCGACGACGUUGGGCCAAAGAUGAUCGCGUGCAUCGAUGCCGUACCAAGCACAAUCCUCAGUCUCUCGGUGACGGGAUAUGUGAUAUGGGACCGUCCAUUGGACGUGUUCCCCGGGCUGCACGAGCUCUCUUUGCACAAGCCGCCAACCCUAGAGAAUUUCAGCGUCGUGCUGGAGCACUGCUCGCAGCUGCGGACGCUCGAUGUCGUGACCAGCGGCCUGCUCAGCGGGCCACAAGUGUGCACGGCAUUGAAGGCCGCACCGGACGCCCUCCCGCAUCUCACGUCGUUCAAGCUCCUCUACCUCGGUGACGCGUUCAUCAGCGACUUCGCACCGGUCUUCGCGUUCAUUCGGAGUAAAAAGGCGAUGCGGCGGCUCGACCUUAAAUUCGAUGUCGCGCCUGAGGACUUGGACGAAUACACGCGAUUCCUCGACAUCUUCGUCGACCUGCCGCAGCUCGAGGUCGUAGGACUCUUGCUGCUAGGCAGGAUUUUUACGCGCGAGCAUAUGAUGCUGCUCGACGAACGGCUUCCGCCUAGACUCUCCGCGCUCCUCUUGACAUGGAAAUUUCGUUCGCUGGACGACGAUGUACUCGAGCACGGCUGGAUCACCACGCUCAAGAAGCGCCCCUUGCUGGGGUAUUUUCACAUCUUCGAUCGCACGGGCAAUUUGGACCUGCGCGACAGGCUGCUCGAGGACCGCUUACCGGCUCUCCAGCUCGUCGGGUACGGCACGCGUUUGAACUGGAUCCAACGCGACUCUCCGACCGACGACGCCUUCUAUGGCCCCCCUUGGGACGACACGACAAUCGCCUUCCGGACCGCGGCGGACUUUGAGUACGAGGACUGGGAGUGGCUGCUGCGUGGACACAUCGACUGAAGCAGACUGCGUACGCGUUGUACUGUCAAGCUUAAGGGAUCCUCUGUUCUGCACAGUUGUUCGGAUGCGACCGGACGCUAGACGGAGCCGUUCCUCUCUUACUACUUAUUACUACUUCGAAUGUUGCUAGUGAGCUGGAUAAGUUCGCUCUGCACAGUGUGCAUUAAA